GUCGAGAGUUCAAUCACCCGUGACCCAACACACCGCCCAGCCAGUCGAAGUCCCCAGUUGACCAAACCCUAGACAACUUCGUCAUCGAACCAAAAAAAAAAAGCACACACACAACACCACCACCACCACCUCACAACCAUGGGCCAAACACUCUCAGAACCGAUCGUCGAGAAACAUACCAGCGCAGGCGAAGAUGAGGAAUUUGCCUUCGGGGUUUCUGAGAUGCAAGGCUGGAGAUUGACUAUGGAAGACGCACAUGCUGCUGUAUUGGAUCUCAACCAUGCCCCGCCCAAUUCUUCAUCAACCACCCCCGCUUCUACAGAGCCAACAAAAGAACGAACAAGGUUCUUUGCAGUCUACGAUGGCCAUGGCGGCUCGACCGUCGCCAAAUUUUCGGGCGAUACCGUCCACUUCAGAUUACGUUCGACAGCCGAAUACCAGAGUGGAGAUUACGAGGCAGCACUCAAACGAGCCUUCCUAGCCACCGAUGAAGACCUACGUGCCAAUCCCGAUUUCGUGAACGAUCCGUCUGGCUGUACCGCCGUCGCUGCACUCAUCACACCCGAUGGAAAAAUCAUGGUGGCCAAUGCUGGUGAUUCACGAUCGGUCCUAUCUGUUAACGGUCUUGCAGAGCCCAUGUCUCACGAUCAUAAGCCGGUCAAUCGAGGCGAAAAUAAUCGGAUCGUAGCUGCUGGUGGAUUCGUCGAAUUCGGUCGAGUCAACGGUAAUCUGGCGCUUUCUAGGGCCAUCGGGGACUUCGAAUUCAAGCAAAACAAGGAAUUAUCUCCUGAAGCUCAAGUCGUCACUGCUAAUCCUGAUAUCUUGACUCAUCAGAUUACAGCAGAGGAUGAGUUUUUGAUCUUGGCAUGUGAUGGUAUUUGGGAUGUGUAUUCUAACCAGCAAGUGGUUGAUCGGGUGCGAAGAUUGCUUGGAGAGCGUAAGACGCUAGAGCAAGUAGCCGAGCAGAUGAUCGAUUACUGUCUUGCGCCGGACUGCGAAUGGGGAGGAGUAGGAUGUGACAACAUGACAUUCAUGAUUGUAGCGAUCUUAGGGGGGAAAACGAAGGCGGAAUGGUACGAUAUGAUCAGGACGCGACUAGAACGAGGGGAAGGACACCAAACCCCUAGCAGUUUCCCUCAGCCUUAUGCCCGAGGUCCCCGAGGAGAGAUUUUGGCGAACAGUAUGAAGGUCGUGAUGGGGAAUGGAUCCGGCGAAGAUCAUCCUCCUCCAAGUCCCCCUCCCGGAUACCAAAACUCUCAAGACGAUCCGGAUCAUGAGCAACAGACUUCUUCUUCUAAUCCUACCUCGGCCGGAAGCCUCUUCUCUCUCGCCCCUGUGAGCAUCAUCGAGGCUCUCUCUCGGGUUAGCAACUAUGAUCCCACAGCUUCUCUUUCUGAUCCUCCAACUACUGGCCCGGUAUCUUCUGAUCCUUCUUCUGAUGCACAUCCUCCUCACUCUAGCGAGACUGAACCUAGCACUACUACUGGCCCAGCAGACUCUUCCUCUUCUCAGCCUCCUCCUUCUUCUUCUAAUACUAACACUAAUGCUAUAGACUCUUCUACUACUACUACUACUACAUCAAAUACUUCUUCUUCUACUGCUGCUACUGAUGAUCAUGCUUCUACUUUAUCUCAGUCUGUUGAUAAUAGUAAAUUGGCUUCUUCUGAUGUUUGACCUUUUUGUUCUUCUUUUUUCCUUUGUAAUUAUACUUAUAAUAUAUAUCUAUAUAUAUAUAUAUAUAUAUAUUUCACAUUGUCUUUUCUUUUUCUUUUUCUAAAACAAACUUUUUUUUUGUAAUCC
Messenger RNA from Puccinia graminis f. sp. tritici CRL 75-36-700-3, 1800 nucleotides. Its product is annotated as protein phosphatase. NCBI's taxonomy places the organism in Eukaryota, Fungi, Basidiomycota, Pucciniomycetes, Pucciniales, Pucciniaceae. Bases 139 to 1674 code for a protein of 511 amino acids. The record is from RefSeq and is a predicted model, not a curated record. The transcript has 8 exons. Gene Ontology annotation, molecular function: cation binding; protein serine/threonine phosphatase activity. Gene Ontology annotation, biological process: protein dephosphorylation.